GGAAAUCCUGGCUCGAUUUAUUGGCCGUGAGUCUCACCGAGAAUACAACCCAAUGCGGUAUCCGCCAAAGCAAUACAGAUGUGCACCAAUAAACUUGAAAAAUUAUUUAAACUCUGCAGUUACCCAGUUCUUUCUCAUCCCACCAAGUGCCUUUUGUGGAUUGACUGUAGGCAAUUUUCACUUUCCUCUGACGUUUUCAAAUGCAUUCUGGAGUUGAGUUUUUCACUAUUUUUCGGACCUCUUCUAUGUUGAAACUGAAAUAUGCGUUUAGAAAGCCAGUGUUUAGUGCAUCGCAGUGUCGAUUAUUUUCUAACCCCACAUUUCGGCGAACUCCACUAUAUAGGUGGGAUCUGAAAAGUCAAGAUCGACCUCCGUUUUCAUUUAAGUUGCCAACCUCGAUUCUUUUUUUUCUGUCUGUAUCAACCUUUGUAUACAUUCACAGUUUCACUGAUAAUUCCAUUCUCCUCGACACAGGAGAGAAACCUGGAGUCCCAGUAGAGGAACUCAGCAAGCACCUCACUCUUAAAGAUGGUGUCUGGGUAGUCAUCAAUGGAGAAGUUUACGACUUGUCCGAAUUCAUAGCAGUGCAUCCUGGUGGGGCUAAAAUCGUCCUCCAUUGUGCCGGAAAGGAUGCCAGUGACAUCUUCAAUAAGUUCCAUGCCAAAGACGUGUUUGAGAAGUUUCUCAGUGAAGACGCUCAUCUUGGCCCUCUUAUUGGCGAAGCUGAGAAGGCAGAGGAUAUUACAAACUCAGGUGACGAAGAAGAAAGACAGGAACGGAUAAAGAAUAAACCUCCCAUCAACUCUGUUUACAAUAUUUCGGACUUUGAGCAUAUCUCCAAGGAGAUCUUGACCCCCAAUGCCUGGGCAUACUACUCCAGUGCUGCAGAUGAUGAAUUCUCUUUGCGAGAAAACCACUACGCCUAUCUGAGAAUAUUCUUCCACCCUAAGGUGUUGACAGAUGUCCAGAAUGUCGACAUUUCUACUGAAAUGUUGGGCUCAAAAGUUGAUGCUCCUUUUUAUUGUUCUGCAGCUGCCCAGGCAAGAUUGGGUCAUCCCGAUGGAGAAAUAUCAAUUGCCAGAGGGUGUGGAAGAGAGAACAUUAUCCAGAUGAUUUCAAGCAGCUCUUCAAACACGUUUGAUGAAAUUCUUGAUGCUGCCCGUCCGGAUCAGCCGCAAUGGUUUCAAUUGUAUGUCUUGCCAGAUAGAAGCUUCAGUUACAAGAUGAUCGACAAGUGCAAGCUCAGAGGCAUCAAGGGGAUUUUUGUCACCGUCGAUACUGCCUUGUUAGGAAGACGUGAGAAGGACAUGAGAUUCAGAAUGUUUGAUAAUGACAACGACGAUCUAGAGACUGAAAGUCUUGCCAAAGAGAAAGAUCCCAUAAUGUCAUUCAAGGAUCCAGGAUUGACUUGGGACGACAUCCGUAAGUUCAAGCAAGCUACGGAUAUUCCCAUUGUCAUCAAAGGUGUGCAGAGAGUUGACGACGUUCUUCUAGCCAUUGAGAACAAUAUAGACGGAGUUGUGCUCUCUAACCACGGCGGGAGACAGUUGGAUUUUUCAAGAGCGCCUAUUGAAGUAUUGGCCGACGUGAAUAAGGUGUUAAAGCAGAAAAACUUGGAAAACAAAAUCGAAAUCUACAUCGACGGUGGGGUUAGACGUGGAAGUGAUGUGAUCAAAGCAUUGUGUCUUGGCGCCAAAGGCGUAGGUUUAGGACGUGCUUUUCUCUAUGCUAAUUCGUGCUACGGAGAGAAGGGAGUGGUCAAGGCAAUUAGAAUGUUGAAAGAAGAGAUGACUCUCGACAUGAAGCUUUUAGGAGUCUCCAACAUCAGCCAAUUGACUCCAGAGCUCCUCGAUUUGAGAAGAUUACAGGGCGGUUCUCACCAUUCUGAUCACCUAUAUAAUUCAGCCUACGAGCCUCUCACCCCAGCCAAAUUUCUUGAUGAGUGAAAAUUCUCUCAAAUAAAGCAUCAUAGAAUUAUAUAUAGGAAGCAAUGAACUGAUUUACUUAUCUCGUAU
Messenger RNA from Scheffersomyces stipitis CBS 6054, 2015 nucleotides. RefSeq names its product FMN-dependent alpha-hydroxy acid dehydrogenase. Gene Ontology annotation, molecular function: L-lactate dehydrogenase (cytochrome) activity; heme binding. The transcript has a single exon. The record is from RefSeq and is a predicted model, not a curated record. NCBI's taxonomy places the organism in Eukaryota, Fungi, Ascomycota, Pichiomycetes, Serinales, Debaryomycetaceae. Gene Ontology annotation, biological process: lactate metabolic process. Bases 201 to 1946 code for a protein of 581 amino acids.